Messenger RNA from Monomorium pharaonis (pharaoh ant), 6205 nucleotides. RefSeq names its product structural maintenance of chromosomes protein 4 (gene glu). Gene Ontology annotation, molecular function: ATP hydrolysis activity; ATP binding; protein binding. The transcript is spliced from 8 exons. Gene Ontology annotation, cellular component: chromosome. The coding region runs from base 933 to 5222 and encodes 1429 amino acids. Gene Ontology annotation, biological process: mitotic chromosome condensation. The record is from RefSeq and is a predicted model, not a curated record. NCBI's taxonomy places the organism in Eukaryota, Metazoa, Arthropoda, Insecta, Hymenoptera, Formicidae.
ACUCGAUAGCAUGGCUGAAACGCUUAUCCCGCAUGCGCACUUUCUCUCUUUUCUCUCUUUCUUUCUUUCUCUCUCUCUCUCUCUCUCUCUUUCGUUGUCCUCUUCACUCGGAAUAAAUUUUUCCCUUUUUUUUUUACUUUAAUUUCCUCGUUCCCUUCUUCAUUUAUGAAAAAUAAACAAAAAUCCUUCUUUCUUCGAUCGAACGAACCAAAGAAACGGAAGAUUUCAAUUUCCAGUAUCGCGAAUCGUGGUACGAAACGGACGAAUACGUUUUGCCGCCAUUUUGAUACGUUUGGUGUCUGUCGUCCGGACGAUUUUUGCGUCGCAGUAGCGUACCUGAAGGAACUCAAACUACUCAAAGGUUCACAAUUGUACGAAGUGACCUGGGGACUCGUCCGCUUCGGAUGAGUUCCGCAAACAAACGUCGCGCGGCGACGUAUUUCCCAUUUCAUUCCGGACAAAUUCCGUUAGGCGGGAUUUUGAAUUUGCAACGUAACACGAUGGUGGACGUCGGAGACGCUGAAGUGCAACGGUGAUCUCGAUCUCUCGCCGUCUCGCAAGUCGCGCUCUCCCGGUUCGAUCGUAGUGAUCGCACGUAGCGAGAAACGUGAGGAAAACUUAAGCGCGGCGCUCCGCGCUCCGCGGAGUUGAGGUUUGCGUCGACAACAAAUUUCAUUUUGCCAACGAAUUUCGCGCGGGAAAAGUAGGAACACGACGCGAGUAUGGGCGCGCGUUUCGAUAUCAUAUUGUGGCUGUGAAAAGAAUAAGAUAAUUUAUUUGACAACGUGUUUCGCGAGCUGCCGAAUGAACCUACGUUGACGAUCCGAAGAAUAGAUCGACCGGGCCGACCGGCGAUGUUGUUGGUGAGCUAACCUCAAAAGGCGCCAGAGUUACUGUGUUGUUAGUGACCUGCGCGUGAAAAAGCCGUCCGGAUGGCCAGCGACUCCUCGGCGAGAGAGAACGCGCCUAGUGAGGUCGACAAGGAUGUCGACGCGCGGGAUACGGGAUAUGAUACUGACGAGGAGGGCGGUCUGAGGGUGGACGAUGAGAUAUACAUCCCGCCGCCCCUGAAGAACUUUAAUGAGGUUGACGAGACUGGAUCGAGGCUCAUGAUCACCAAGAUCGUCAACCAAAAUUUUAAGAGCUACGCCGGCACGCACGUAAUCGGCCCCUUUCAAAAGAGCUUCUCAGCGAUAGUGGGACCCAACGGCAGCGGCAAAAGCAAUGUGAUAGACUCUAUGUUGUUUGUGUUUGGCUAUCGUGCCAGCAAGAUAAGAUCGAAGAAGAUCUCUGUCUUGAUACAUAACUCCAGCGAGCAUCCAAAUGUGAACAGUUGCACCGUUUCUGUAUAUUUCCAUAGAAUUAUUGAUAAGCCUGGUGAAAACUAUGAAGUUGUUCCGGACAGUGAGUUUGUCAUAUCUAGGACAGCAUUCAAAGACAGUUCAUCCUAUUAUGAACUUAAUAAGAGGAAAGUACAAUUUAAAGAGAUUGCCAAGCUUUUAAGAUUUCAUGGAGUUGAUCUGGAUCACAAUCGUUUCUUGAUAUUACAAGGUGAAGUAGAACAAAUUGCACUGAUGAAACCCAAAGGCCAAAGUGAAAAUGAUACUGGAAUGUUAGAAUUUCUGGAAGAUAUUAUAGGCACAUCUCGCUACAAGGAACCCUUAGAGAAAUUAACGAAUAAAGUUGAAGAAUUAACAGAACGUAAGGUAGAGAAGUUACAUCGUCUCAGGGUUGUACAAAAGGAAAAGGAGGCCCUGGAGGAGCCUAUGCAAGAAGCAGUGCAGUACUUAAAGACGGAGAAUGCAAUAAUUAGGUUGCAACAUCAACUUUAUCACUGCAGAAGACAUGAGGCAGCAAAGGAGCUUAAAGUGUGUGAAGAGACAAAUAAUAAUCUUAGCAAGGAACAAGCUGCAUUGGCGGACGAAAUGAGUAAUAUUCGCAAACAGAAAGAAGAAAAAAUCAAUGUUAUCAAAGAGAAGAGCAAGAAGUGGGACAAUUUGCAGCGGAAAAAGGAUGAAGUCACGACGAGGUUUGACGAAGUGCGCAAACAGGAUGAGUUGCUGCACGCUGAACUAGUUGAGACAAAUAAGCGACGGAAAGCCAAUAUGGCAUCUACUAAGACGGAGAAAAGCAAGUUAGACGAACUACUGAAGGUGCCAGACAAAAAUACAAAAGAUAUCGAAGAAUGCGAGCGUCUGAUCGAGACAUAUGCGACCAACAAAGAAAAGGAAGAAGCUUCAUUAGCAACUUUGAUGGCGAAUCUGCGGAAGAAAACAGAGCCAUUGUUGAAUGAGCGAUCCGAGUUGGAGAAAGAGCUAAUAUCUCUUAGAAAAAAUGUGGAUCAGGCAAAAGCGGCGUACGAUAUAGCGCAGUCCGAGCUAGAACUUUACGUAUCGGUUGAGAAAGUCGAGAAGGAGAAAUUUGAAAAUCUCCGAGAGUCUCUGGAAAGAACUGCAAGUACUCUCAAAGAGCGGCAAAAGCAGUUGGCAUUGUUCGAGACGAAAAUUCCGGCAACAGAGCGUAGUUUGUACCAAGCCCAGAGCGAAUUGAAUGAAACAAAGGCACUUGAGAGGGAGAAAACUGCUCAGUUGCAAAAAAUGCGAAUUACUUUUGAGGAGCAGCGUUCUGCAAUGCAACAGUCAAAAUCGCGCAACCGCGUUCUAGACUCGUUGAUGAGACAGAAACGUGAAGGGCGGAUACCUGGGAUAUUUGGUAGACUGGGCGACUUGGGUGCUAUUGAUGCCAAAUAUGAUGUUGCUAUAUCGACGGCAUGCGGUCCACUAGAUGAUAUCGUUGUGGACACAAUAGCCACCGCACAGGCAUGCAUCACUUACCUGCGACAACAUGACAUAGGACGCGCUACGUUUAUAGCUCUGGAAAAACAGCAACGAUUCCGGUCAAAGAUUGGUAGCAAAAUCCAAACACCGGAAAAUGUGCACCGACUGUUCGAUCUAAUCAAAGUGGAGGAUGAACGGGUGUUGGUGGCAUUCUAUUAUGGUCUGCAAGACACUCUUGUUGCGCAGGAUUUGGAUCAGGCGACACGCAUCGCCUAUGGUAGAAUGCGUUAUCGUGUGGUAACAUUGAAGGGCGAAUUGAUUGAGCUGUCGGGCACUAUGAGUGGUGGUGGGCGCACGGUACUGCGAGGUCGAAUGGGUCAGAAAGUAAUGCGGAACGAACCAUCGAACGCUGAUGUUGAAAAGUUGCAAUCGCAGCUGGAUGUUGUGUUUGAAGAGUGCAAUAAGUUGAGAGCGAAACAGAAGCCGCUGGAAGAGCAGAUCCACGUGCUAUCGACUGCCUUGAGAGAUAUGAAGGUCGAUAGGCAGAAAUUUGGUAUCGAGGUACAGGCGUUAAGCGAGCAGGAACCAUCGUUGCGAGCGCAGCUGAAGACGCAAGAAACGACUGUUGCUAACUCGGUGUCAGAUCCAAUGAAGGUCGAGCAAUUGCGAAAAACGACGGAGAAGGCAAAAUUACAUCUGGAUGAAGUCGAAGAGAGUUCCGCUUCGGUAGAGAAGGAGGUAGAACGCAUUAAUAAAAAGAUAGACGAGAUUUCCGGUAGUCGGGUGCGGGAUCAGCAGGCGAAAAUUGCACAGUUAACUAAAUCGAUAGACAAAGCUAAAGCGGAGAUAUACCGUCUGCAGGUAGCUAUCAAAACUGCCGAGAGAAACGUUAAGAAGACGGAAAAGUACAUAGAAACGUUGGAAAACGAUGUGCAUACCUGUGAGGAAAGAUUGAGGAACAUUCAGAAGGAAAAAUCGGAGCUCGAGGAACAUGCUAAAGUAAUUCUAGAAGAAUUAAAGGAAAUCAAUGAAGCGCUAACGGAGCGAGACGAUUCUACAUCAUCUUUGAAAGAUGAGUUGAACAAACUUCAGACUUCCGAGGAUAAGUUAAAGGCGGUGAAGAUCGAUUUGGAUCAGAAAUUACAGGAGAGUAAGAAGCUGUUAAGGGGACUUAAGCAGAUAAUUCCUGAAUACAAUCAAAAGAUAGCAAAUUUAAAAUUACGUGAAAUUCUUCAUGAACCCGUGGAACCGCUUAAAGAUCUGAUGGAGGAAGAGGUUGACCAGUUGGAUGUGACCGUGGUGAUACAGAAUUUGCAAAAGGUUAAGAAGAGGCUACCCGAUCAGAUACCCAACAUGCAGAUUAUCGCAGACUAUCAGGAGAAGGACGCGUUGUACAUGAGUCGCGCCGCUGAUCUGGAGGCGACAACGUCGGCAUGCGAUAAAAUGCGUAAAAUUUACGAGAGCGCCCGACGACGCAGAAUUCAGGAAUUUUUGCACGGUUUCAGUCUGAUCAAUACCAAAUUGAAAGAGAUGUACCAGAUGAUCACGCUGGGCGGCGACGCGGACUUGGAGUUAGUGGACUCGUUGGAUCCGCUGAGCGAAGGUAUCGUGUUCAGCGUGCGUCCCCCCAAGAAGUCGUGGAAGAGCAUUGACAAACUCAGCGGCGGCGAGAAGACCCUAAGCUCGCUGGCGCUGAUCUUUGCCCUUCACCAUUACAAACCCACACCGGUGUACUUUAUGGAUGAGAUCGAUGCGGCACUUGACUUCAAGAACGUCUCCAUUGUCGGCAAUUACAUUAAGGAGCGCACGAAAAACGCACAGUUCAUCGUUAUCUCGCUGCGCUCAAACAUGUUCGAGCUGGCCGAUUCUCUAGUGGGUAUCUACAAAACUUUUAACUGUUCCAAAAGCUUAACUCUUCAACUGGCGCGUUAUUAUGAGAACAACGAUAUCGCGCCACCCACGCAGCUCACCUCCAAGACCUACGCAUCCCAGGCCUCGCAGAAAUCGCGGUUGCCCCUAUCGCAACGCACCCAGACGAACUCGCGCAAGGAAAAUACCGUACCCGCGAAGAACAACAGUGCGAAAGAAACGGCAUUGAAUCGGAAAGAAAUAUCGCCGGCGAGGAAUAGUAACGCGGAGAACACCGCGCCCACGAAAAACAAUAACGCGAAAGAAACGUUAUUAAACAAGGAAGAGACAUCACUCACAAAGAACAAUAACGCGAAGGAAACUUCGUCUGAGGAAACAAAUACAGAAAACAAUACUGCAAGGAAGACACCGAAGCGACUGAAAGUCGAUCGAUUAAGGCCUCCGGAACUGGCAGAAUGUCCGACGCCGCAGCAAACUCCAACUCGACGUUCCGCCAGAAUCGUAAGGAAAAGCGUGGAGAGCGAAGAGAACAGCGUUAACAAGGAACCGGCUAAAAAAAAGCAGAGGUCGAAGUGACUGGACAAUUCCAGAAUGGGCGGAUAACACGUACAAAACAAUUAUGCGAAGCUCUUAAUGUAAUUUUAUAAAUUAUAUAAAUUUUUGCCUCUCUCACAAUGCAAUAUGAUUGCAGUGAGAAAUAUAGAAUCUUAAAGAAUAAUAACCUCAGUACCUACCUUCGGCUGGUGUCCAUAUCACGCUACAAAUUCUUCUGCUAGCUUUUGUAGUGUUAAGGAGACGCCAGCUCUAGUCUAUCGAUUUUUAGACGCUUCUCAUUUGAUGUCUUCUUACUGUUUUUCGUGCUUGUUUUCUCAUUUAGAAAACUCUUCGUGUUAUUGUUCUCGGAUACUAGUAUAAAUACGUAUAAUAAAAUACUACUAAUAUUAGUAAUUUAUAAUAGGUAUUUAUAACAGUAUUCACAACAUCGACAAAAUACUAUUAUUAUAUUUCUGUACAGUAAAUUGGUUGUGCGACUUUGUUUCGCAUUCUCUUAGUCAUUUAAUAUUGGCUAAGAAUGAAAUAUUCUCCGAAAUUAUAUUUGGGGGGGGGGGAGAUGAAGGGGGGGGGAGGUAACAUACUAUGUAGAAAGUUAACGUAGUGAAAUUACAGAUAAAAAUAUAGAUAAUAUAGUUAUAAAAAUAUAGAUAGUAUAGAUAUAAUUUUAUGAUUUGCAAAUUUAAUGUAUACGCUAAUUUUGAGUUCUCUCAUUAUUAAAGAUUUUUGUGUAAAUGUGAAAUAUUGGGAAUACUGCUUGUGUAACGGAGUAAGACAGAAUCUGCUCCUUUUAUCUGUACUUUCUAGGUUUCCUUAUGUUUCAUUUUUUAUCUUUUCACCCUUAAUGCCUUGGAUAUCUAUAUGUAUUUCAUUUAAAAUACAGAUAGUAACUUAGUUCAGUUAAGAGGAGCGGAACUAUAAUUAGUGCAAAAUGCCGCAAUAUUUUUAUACGUUUUUGUACAUGUCGCCAGAGACUAUAUAUUAAAAUAUGAUUACUAUUUAAACAA